ACAAACUUUCUCCUUCCAAUCCAUCCAACGAAAGAUCCAAUUCCAAGCAGCUGCCCUCUCUCUCUAUCUCUAUCUGUCUGUAAGCUGUAAGCAAUAAAACAUUUUCCUUUCUUCCCCAAAAAAAAAACUCCCAAAUCAUCUCUCUCUCUCUCUCUUCCUCUGCUCUCCCCCUUUUCCGUUACCCUUUUCUCCCCACAAAAAAUGUCGACUCUCACACCAUCCACAAUGGCUUCCAUAAUCAUCUUCUCCGUCUCCCUCCUCCUCAUCCUCCUCUCACCCCCCGCCGCCGCCGGCAGCGGGAUGUCGUCGUCGCUCCAGAAGCUCCUCCACAGCCAGGGACUCCCGGGGGGAUUGUUUCCAGACAAUGUCAAAUCGUUCGAUCUCGAUUCCUCCGGCCGGCUAGAGGUCGAGCUCGACGGCCCCUGUUUGGCCAAGUUCGAAAACAGAGUGUUCUUCGAGAGCGUGCUCCGAGCUAAUCUCAGCUUUGGCGGGCUCAUCGGAAUGGAAGGGCUAACUCAGGAGGAGCUCUUCCUUUGGUUUCCUGUCAAAGGGAUCUUCGUCACGGAUCCGGCCUCGGGGGUUAUCUUGCUCGAUAUUGGUCUCGCGCGCAAGCAGCUCUCUGUUUCUCUGUUCGAAGAACCGCCUUCUUGCAAGGCUCAACAAGGUGUGAAUUGUUGAAGGAAUCCACAGAAAUGGUGGGAUUUGGAGCUGAGAGACGAGGAAAAAAGGUUUCAGCUUUCAUAUAGAGGGUAACAGAGAUGGAGAAUUUUCAAGUUUCCUUCCCUCCACCGGUUUUGAUUCUUCUUUUUCUUCCCCAGUUUUCUGGGUUUUUUCUUCUUUAUGUUCUUCUUCUUUUACUUUUUUUACAAUUUCUUUUUGUUUCUCUUGCUUUUGUUUGAAUCAAAGUUUUGAGUGGGGGAAAAGGAGUAGUAGAGGGUAGUGAUAGAAAUUGUACAAAUGUUGGUAGUGAACUUUUGGUGGGGGGAAAAUGGAGGGAGGGAUUAAGGAUUCUUGAAUUCUCUUGUUGAUAAACAUUUUGAUUUUUAGUUUAUAGAGUUCCAAAAGAUCUUUGUUUUUUUUUUGUGUUUGGAUGAUUUUCUUCCUUAAUUUCAUCUAUAUACUUGCAAUUAGGGCAGCAAUUAGUGGGGGGAAGAUGGAGUGAUUAGAAGCUCAAAGGAGUAGAUUAUGGUCUUAAUUAAAUGUCCACUGAAGACUGAAGUGACCAUUUCUGGCAAGUGGUAAGGUUGUUAGCUACUACAAAUGUUUAGGUAAUUACCAAGUGGAGAAUCACUCUUUUUAUAGAAAAUCCAGAUAUUGCUGCCACAGUGCCGCAAAUUCUACUCCAUUUUGUGGUCACAAGGUUGAGACAGGAUUGGAAGAAAAAAGCCGGAUUCCAUGGUUGUUUUCCAGCAAGUUGUUGAUUGUCUGAGUGAAUCUCUUCCCUUUUUGGCUCUAUACUCUUGCUCCAGAACAAACUUUUCAGCAAGUUACUAGAUUCGUGAAGGAUUCCAUGGUUGAUUCCCAGCAGGUUACUGGAUUCGUGCAGGGGAUUCGAUUUUCUAAUAUUUUAUGAUGCAAUGCUAUUGCGAUCGAUCGUAUCUUACCC
Molecule: messenger RNA, 1606 nt
Organism: Linum tenue
Lineage: Eukaryota; Viridiplantae; Streptophyta; Magnoliopsida; Malpighiales; Linaceae
Source: the annotation of a GenBank genome assembly